Molecule: messenger RNA, 675 nt
Organism: Colletotrichum higginsianum IMI 349063
Lineage: Eukaryota; Fungi; Ascomycota; Sordariomycetes; Glomerellales; Glomerellaceae
Product: Complex I intermediate-associated protein 30
Exons: 3
Coding region: 1-675 (224 amino acids)
Biological process (GO): NADH dehydrogenase complex assembly
Source: RefSeq, a predicted model, not a curated record
AUGGCCCCCGACUGGAAGCUAUUUUACCUUUAUGGAGGCGACAACCCCUGGGAUUCGAGUCUCUGGACCGAUUCCGACGACCGAGUGCGUGGCGGCAAAAGCCAGUCCCACUUACACUGCGAGUCACCCGAAACGGCCAAAUUCUUCGGCAACUUAGACAUCACGGCCCUGGGAGGAGCCGGCUUUGCAUCCCAGAGAACACUCGGCACGCUCCACCUUGACCUGAGCCAAUUUGAUGGGCUUGUCCUCAAGGUUCUGCAGAGUGACUCCAAAAAGUACACCCUCACUAUUAAAGACGAGAUUCUCCCUCCAAGAGAGGAUGGCCGUGACCAAAGCACCAUUAGCUGGGAGUAUGACUUCGUCCCUGGUACUGGCGAGGUAAAGAUCUCAUGGGAUGACUUCAAGCCCACCUACAGAGGCAGGCCCAAGCCCGACGCCGAACUUCUGGAUGUUUCUAACAUCAAGAGAAUCAGCUUCAUGAUGCGAAGCUUCUUCGGCACUCAAGAGGGUGAUUUCAGCCUAACGGUUGCGUAUCUGGCCGCCUUCAGCAACCGGCCCACAUCAUCCGACUCCGACGUGGCGCUCCAGAAGGAUUGCACUGCUGCACUUUCCCAUGCAUCGGGUCAAUACUCUCGGUCGUCGUGGCUGAAUUGGAUUUGUGGAUGGGUUAGGUGA